AUGCCGAGCACAGCCGCACACCGCUCCUUCCACACCCGUUUGGGUGGCUCUCUCUCAGCUCCCCCACAAUACGCCAGGCAGCCUUAUCGCCAUGCCCAGACAGGUCGCCGCUAUGGCCACGGCAAGAACUCUAGAUCCUAUUUCGAGAGGGAAGAUGUCUGGAUCACAGCGCUAACUGACGAGAGGGAUGAGCUGGCUGCGACCGGAGUAGGCGAUGGCUGGAUCAUGGCGCCCGAUGAGGAUGAAGACGAGGCCUAUGAACUGGAGCUAUAUCGGCACCUGUACCUUUGCGAUGCGUCAAUGCAGCAAGCAUGGCUUGAAGACUCACUCCCGGAUUAUUUGUUCGACGAAAUGGUCGCUGAACACAUGCAGUGGAUGCAUGAGAUGGGUAGUGAGACCCAAUACGAUGUAUACGACGAGUUCGACUAUCUCGUUUGA
Molecule: messenger RNA, 438 nt
Organism: Alternaria viburni
Lineage: Eukaryota; Fungi; Ascomycota; Dothideomycetes; Pleosporales; Pleosporaceae
Exons: 2
Coding region: 1-438 (145 amino acids)
Source: RefSeq, a predicted model, not a curated record